AUGGACGAAGACGGCCCAAACUUUUCCUAUGCCUACGGUGGCGCGCCCUCGAACCCCUCGACUCCCUCGACUCCCUCAAAUACAUCUUGGAACCCGGCAUUGCGCAGCGAAAAUGGAGCGGGCGUACCAGCCAGCGCGAAACCCGCAACACAACCUGAGCAACACAAACUAGACUCAUCAGAAGAAGAGGACGACCAAGACGAAGAGGCUGACGACGAUGACGAAGAAUCAGAAGAUGAGAGCGAGGAAGAGGACGAGGCUCCCCCCAAACCCGCAGUAGCUGCGCCAGUCAUAGCAGAACCUGCGAACAAGCCCGAGGUUGAAGAAGAAAGCUCAAGCGACGAAUCUCCUGAGCGCAAUGACACCAUACAAUCGCCGCCAAGAGCGCAACCACCCCAGACAAAAGAACCUCUAGAAUUUGGAAACGAUGCUGCGCCCGAGGACGAUGUGGUAAAUGAAACGCAGGCACUCGAUCUUGGCGAACCACAAGCGACACCAGCUAAGGCCGAGUCCAGCGACGAGGAGGAUUCUGGAGAAGAGGAGAGCGAAGAGGAAAGUUCGGACGAAGAGGCGGAACCCGAGCAACAUGCAGAGGAGAACUACGAGCAUCAGGGCGAGACUACAGCUUUGGAGGAUGCCAUGGCCGAGAGUGUAAAAGUGCCCCUGGUAGAAGACACCGAAGCAGACGAAUGGGGCGGUUCCGGUGACGACGCCUUUGAUCUUGGUGGGAAAUCACAGGAAACACCCCUAGAGACACCAAUGGCCGAAGCCGUUGGGACGACAGUCGGAGAUGACAAUAUUGGGAAUACCACCGUAGGUGGCAACACGGGAGCCGAUGAUGACUGGGGAAAUUCAGAGGAGGCGGAGGACUUUUUCGGUGUGGUCGCGAGCCAACAGCAACAGAUCGAACCUGCGCAGGCCGUAGAUCAGACACCUGGUGCCCAUGUGGUACAGGCCGAAUCAAAGGCUCCUGAGAAAAGCGAGUGGGAUCUGGAUCUGGAUCUGGACGACGAUUUCCUGCCUGAUCCCGAGGAUGCACCUGUCAUCGAGUUGAGUGACGACGAGGGGUUCCUCGAAGACGAAGUACCGGCACCCGCAGCGCAACCAACGCAAGUCACUUCCUCAGGAACGGCGAGCCGAUAUGCUCCUCAAACUCCGGCAGUGGCACCAGCGCUUGCCCCGGCAGCGAACCCAUACGCUCCUCAAGCAUCGGCCGCACCAGCUUACGAUGGCUUCGGACGAAACAUGGCAUAUCAACAGCAACAGCAGCAACAGCCGCCUCGACCGCCAAUGGCAAGCUCAGCACAAAGUUUCGUAGACAAGUCCAAAGGAGGCUACGCUUCCCCUUAUGAUUUGCCAGAAGACAUUGUGACUACCCGAAAGCGACCUGCUCCGCGAACGACAGUCUCAGCUGUACAGCCAACUCCACCACCACCACGGACCAGCAGUGUGUCUUCCAACACUGCGCCUCCUGGGCCUCCACGGCCGCCCAUAGCAUCGAGCAUGUCAGUGUCUAGUCUGUCUCCACCAUCCUCGGGCCACUCUAUGCGUUCUCAGAUGACUGGCAUGCCACCACCGGCUGCACCACCAAAGCCUGCCGUCGUAGCAAAGUCACCUUCGAGUGACUUCUUCGCUGAGCUUCCUGUCACAUCCAAGCCACGCCCGUCUGGACGCUACACCCCGCAGCCGAAUGUCCCUGUCCAACCUUCACCUCCAAUCAGCCAUCCACCCCCGCAGCUGCCAUCAAAGGAGCGUACGGCUUCCACGUCGUCCCUGAGGAACGAGUUCAUUCCAGAUGCUGCUAAAGUCGCUAUACCUCCUCCGUUCAGACAACCAGAGCAGCUACCCAUGUUCCCCAGUCAGCCAUCGGUACCUACACGAACAAACAGUCUUCCCGUUCCUCAGCCGGCACCGGCGCCCCCUUCGACGAGUAGAUAUUCUCCAGCGCCGCCUCCAUCGGGACCCACCGCUAACUCACGAUAUUCUCCCGCACCCCCCAGCGCACCAGCGGCAAAUCAGCGAUACUCGCCUGCUCCAUCGCAAGCACCGCAUGCUCGUUACCAAUCCGAGCCACAUAACAACUUAACGCGAACUCCCUCGCAGUCUUUUGCGCCCCGUACUUCUAGUCCGCUAGCCUUCCACAGCGUGCCUCAGCAGGAGCAGGUUACAGACAAUCAUGCGCAAUAUGCUCCAAACCAUCAACUUUCGCAAUCGGCUGAUGGCAUGCCCCGCGCACCUAUCAGAAGCCCGCUAGGAGAGGUCAGUGAGAUUGAAGAGCAAGAGCCAGAGCCAAUGCUUAGUUCAAGGCCACCUACAUCUGGAAGAUCGGAGACUCCGCCUCUAAGAAGUACACCUUCAUCAGUAGUCGGCUCACCACGUAAGACUGACAGCUAUGCACCGAGAUAUCAGCCAGCCCAGCCAUCAGUUCCGCAACGCUCCCACUCCCAAUCUCCAACACAGACCAUGAAACAGCCCGUACGCGGCUAUGGUAGCUUGGAAUCCACAGGAACUCCUUAUGGCAUGACGCCAUCUGCGAUCUAUGGUAACCAGUCUACCGCUUCCAGUGCUGUCAACAAGAUUCCUCAUCGCCGGCAAGCAUCCACAACCUACGAUUUCAUCGUUCCUGACGACGAGCGUUCGGCAGAUCCACUCGAACGGUGGAAGGGUCAUCCUGUGUUCACCUGGGGUCUAGGGGGUAAUGUUGUGACGAGCUUCCCUAAGCAAAUUCCUAGGUAUGGAGGUGGCGGGUCCGCGCCGAUGAUGAAGAGCAACCCUGGUGAGGUCCGUAUUCAGAGCAUCAAAGAGGUAUUCCCUCUACCGGAAGAUAUCGCCAAGUUCCCAGGCCCACUUAAGGCCAAGGGCAAAAAGAAGGACGUAUCAGCAUGGCUAGGCCGCAAGAUCGAAGCACUAGACAGUCAGUUGAAAGAGCCAGGACUCGAACACACUAUGAGUGAAGACGAGCUCAAGCGUGUGGAAGAUCGCACCCUUCUCUGGAAACUCAUGCAGGUCCUCAUUGACAAUGAUGGGAAACUGGAGGGUAUUCCUGCAGCAGAAUCUGCCGUCAAGAAGCUACUUUCACCAGCUGGUGACGAGUCAUCAGACGAAGCGGGUUCAUACUCUACAGCAGCCGAUAUUGUCGGGCGGUCAAGAUCCAACACCUCCAACCUCCAGGCAGAACCUAUUGACCCCCGUGCCGUCGAGGACUUGCAGAGUAUGCUCGUCAAGGGCGACCGUGAGAAGGCUGUCUGGCACGCUGUCGACCAGCGACUAUGGGGCCACGCCAUGUUGUUGUCCUCUACUCUCAGUAAAGACAUAUGGAAGCAGGUUGUCCAAGAGUUCGUUCGAAAGGAGGUCAAGAAGGCCGGACGCAGCAACCAAGCAUUGGCUGUACUUUAUGAAGUCUUUGCGGGCAACCAUGAGGACUGCAUCGACGAACUGGUCCCAGCUUCAGCUCGCGCCGGCUUCCAGAUGGUGAGCGCUGAUGGUGCUGGCGCAACACAGAAUGCACUGCAAGGCCUUGACAAGUGGCGUGAGACGGUUGCGCUGAUCCUGAACAAUCGCAGUGAAGGUGAUGCAUCAGCUCUGCUCUCGCUUGGAAGGCUUUUGGUCCAAUACGGUCGUGUUGAAGCUGCGCAUGUCUGCUUCAUCUUUGCCCGUUCGGUCUUGAAGGUCAGCGGAGUCGACGAUCCUCAGGCUGAUCUCGUACUAAUCGGCGCUGAUCACCGCCUGAAUCCUUUGGAGAUGGGUGUCGAGCUGGAGCCGAUAAUGCUGACUGAAGUGUACGAAUUCGCAAUGUCGUUGGCAUCGCCGACCGGCUCGUUCGUCAUGCCGCAUUUGCAAAACUAUAAACUUGCACAUGCGUAUCAGCUAGCCGAGAACGGGUACAGAACCGAUGCGCAGGCAUACUGCGACGCUAUUGCAGCGGCUAUGAAGGCUACAACAGUACCUUCUCUCUACUACAACGCUGCUUUCAUUGCCAGUCUCGACGACUUGGGCAAGCGAUUGUCGCAGUCUCCCAAGGACGGUUCUUCAUCGUGGAUUUCAAAGCCUAGUAUGGACAAGGUUGGAAGCUCACUUCUGUCAAAGUUCAACAGCUUCAUUGCAGGGGAUGACGAGGAUAACAUGGCCAACAAAUCUGGAGGGUCCGAGGUUGGACCUUUCGCUAAGAUUGCCGGUGAUAGCCCUUCCCUUACGCCUUCACAUUCAAAUGCGGAUCUUUAUGGCGCAAUGUCUGGUUAUGGUGUGCCCGCACAGCCGCCAGCAUCAGGCAACUCAAGGUAUGCACCACCGAACGCAUACGCACCAAGGUCAUCCUCGGAACAGCAGCGGUCUCGUUACGAGCCCGGUGGUCGACCGUCAAUGGAGUCAAACGAUAGCUAUGGCAUGCGAGCAGCAUCCGACAGUUAUACGCCUAUGACGCCGACAUCCAAUAUCUACAGCCCUACGCAGACCCAACUGAGUCCACCAAGUGCACGCACACAAGCCAAAGCACAAUCCUACUCUCCACUUCGUCCUGAGUACAGUCCGGCCCAGCCAUCCUUGGGCAGUCCUUAUAUGCCCACUCCCCCGGUCCAAGAUUCUUCCUCGGCCCCUGCGUUUGGUGGUUACCAGCCGCAAACGAGCUACGAUGAGCCGAGUCAGCCUACAGACAAUGAGUUAACAUACGAUCGAUAUGGACCUUCCUCAACUACCUUCGAACCUCCCGCAUACCAGCCUUACAACCCCGAUGAGGAUGAUGAGGAUGAUAACAAGAAGGAGGAAGAGAAGCAAGUAACCAAGAAGAAAUCUUUCAUGGAUCUCGACGACGAUGACGAUCUUGCUGCCCGCGCCUCAGCUCUGAAGAUCAGCGGAGGCGGCAGCUCCAAGUCAGAAGCAGACAAGAAGGCAGAAGAGGCAUUCCGCAAAGCGGCCGAAGCAGAUGCUCAGCGUGACAAGGAAGCUGCGGCAGCGAAGAAGGGAGGAUGGCUGUCCGGGUGGUUUAAGAAAGAUCCCAACGCCGCUCCCGGUCCUAUCAAGGCUAAAUUGGGAGAAGAGAGCAGUUUCUACUACGAUACGGAUCUUGGCAAGUGGGUAAACAAGAAGGGCGGUGCGGCAGACACGGGUAAACCCGCUGCAACACCACCGCCUCCACGCGCUGGCCCUCCCGGCGGCGCAGCUCGGAGUGCCUCAGGCGGCGCGCCCACCCCGCCUAUGGGUCCUCCCAGCGGCCUGCGUCCACCUACAUCCAACCCUCGCUCCUCAUCUAUGCCACCACCAAUGGGCGGUGCUGCCUCCCGUGCCUCUACACCCGGUAUCCCAGAGUCUGAUGAAGAAGGCUCCGCUGCUGGACCUAAACCACCUGUGCUAGCCAGACCGAGCUUUGGUGCUGCAUCAGGACCGCCAUCACGACCGGGCACUGGUAUGAGCAAUGCCAGUAGUAUUGAUGAUUUGCUGGGUGCACCUCAAGCCAGAAAGGGUCCAGCAAAUAAGAAGAAGAAGGCUGGUCGCUAUGUCGAUGUCAUGGCGAAGUAG
Messenger RNA from Alternaria burnsii, 5511 nucleotides. Its product is annotated as copii coat assembly protein sec16. Gene Ontology annotation, cellular component: endoplasmic reticulum exit site; ER to Golgi transport vesicle membrane. Gene Ontology annotation, biological process: autophagy; COPII vesicle coat assembly; Golgi organization. NCBI's taxonomy places the organism in Eukaryota, Fungi, Ascomycota, Dothideomycetes, Pleosporales, Pleosporaceae. The coding region runs from base 1 to 5511 and encodes 1836 amino acids. The transcript has a single exon. The record is from RefSeq and is a predicted model, not a curated record.